This is a messenger RNA of Fonsecaea nubica, 1188 nucleotides long. RefSeq lists its product as hypothetical. The transcript has a single exon. Bases 1 to 1188 code for a protein of 395 amino acids. Lineage: Eukaryota; Fungi; Ascomycota; Eurotiomycetes; Chaetothyriales; Herpotrichiellaceae. Gene Ontology annotation, molecular function: FAD binding. The record is from RefSeq and is a predicted model, not a curated record.
AUGACCAAGCCAGUCGCGGUGAUCGUGGGAGCUGGCAUCGCCGGCCUGUCCGCCGCAUGGUGGCUCGACAAGGCCGGCUGGACGUCCGUCGUGGUUGAGCGAGACGACGCCCUCCGCGCCAGCGGGUACUCGAUGACCAUCUCGGGGCUCGGGCACGAGACGGUCCAACACAUGGACCUCCUGGCCGAGCUGCAGUCCGUGUCGCAGCAUUUCGAGUACAACAUCAUCAGCGACGGCUACGGCAGGGAACUGUGCCGGAUCAGAUACGUCGACGUGCACGGCGGGGGUUUGGAAGCGCUGCCCGUGCGACGCGACGAGUUGGCGCGCCUCCUGGCGAAGCACCUCCCUUCCGGCGCGUCGAUCCGGUUCCGCGAGACGGUGCGCGAGUUCGCCGACCAAGGCGACAAGGUGCGCGUGGUCCUCGCGGGCGGCGACACGAUCGAGGCGGACCUGCUGAUCGGGGCCGACGGGUUCCGGUCCCAGAUCCGCCGCAGCCUCUGGAAAGGCCGCGAGGACGACUUCCUCGAGCACCUGGGCUACUACUACGCGGCGUACAACUUCAGCAACCAGCAGACCGAAUCCCAGCAGGAUCACGACUGCUACUCGUUCAACCGUCCCGGCCAGCUGGACAUGCUGUUCUCGCUGCGCGACAAGGGCCUGACGUGCAUGAACAUCUGGCGCGAGGAGCGGGAUCUGUCGACGACAGGGACGUCCAAGGAGGCCAAAUUCGACAUCCUCCGCCAAGUCACGGCGCAGAGCGUGCCGCAGGUGCGCGACGCGGUCGAGCAGGCCGAGCAGGCCGACGCGCUGGUCACGCUCGACAGCCUCACGCUGGUGACGCUGCCGCGGUGGUCCGAGGGGCGGGUCCUCCUGCUCGGCGACGCCGCGCACUGCCUGACGCUCCUGUCCGGGCAGGGCGCGGGCAUGGCCCUGGUGUCGGCCGAGAUCCUGGCGAAAGAACUCCAAAAGGACCCCGACGACGUGCUCGCCGCGCUGCGCAACCACGAGGCCAAGCUCCGUCCGGCCAUCGAGCGCCUCCAGGCCCGCUCGAAGCGCAUGGCCGACAUGUUCAUCCCCAAGAGCUCCCUGGCCUACUACUUCCGCAACCUGGUGCUGAAGGUCCUGCCGUACUCGUGGAUCGUCGGCUUUCACGUCAGUUCCGUCAAGUCGGAAAUCGACCUGACAUGA